GGCGUUUGAAACUUCGAGAGAGCCGAAGCCAGAUUUUUCAGGCUAGCGUCGUAACACUCCAGCUAGCUGCCGGUCGGACAAAAUUCACUAUUGCUGCAUAUACCAGCCUUUGGACUCUACGCAGCAAGGUUAGGAGCGCUUCGAUACACCCCGCAGCGGUUCGUAGCAAGCAACCGCGUUAAUGGCAAUGAUGGCUCGGCGUUUAGCUCGCACUGUCCUAGCAGCCCACCUCUGCACGAGCGCGCGCGCCUGGGAGACCAUCGCCGGCCUCAAGACGCAGCGGAUGACCGUCACGCCGGCGCCCGAGGGCUCACCGACGAUUGCCAAGGGCGACACGAUCACGGUCCACGCGACGGGCGUCGUAAAAGAGACCGACAAGAAGUUCUGGAGCACGAAGGACCCGGGCCAGCAGCCCUUCACCUACAAUGCUGGGGUUGGCUCUGCAUCACCUGUGUGGAAGUCAAAGGUCGAGCGCCCCACGCCUUCGACGCGACGUCGUCCCCGUGGCCGCGUCGAGCCUCCUAACUCACGGGUUGAUUUCCACUCAGGUAAUUACGGGCUGGGACCAGGGCCUCCUCGGCGCCGCCGUCGGCGAGGUCCGCAAGCUCGACAUCCCGGCCGAAGAGGGCUACGGCAAGGGCGGCUUCCCGGCCUGGGGGAUUCCCCCGAACGGCGGCCUCUUCUUCGAGAUCGAGGUGCUCUCGAUCAAGGGCAAGUCCGCGGAGCUGUAGUGCGCGGCCUGGGCGCCGCGCACCAUACUAGUAGUGUGUAA
Pelagomonas calceolata is the source of this 772-nucleotide messenger RNA. Lineage: Eukaryota; Pelagophyceae; Pelagomonadales; Pelagomonadaceae. The record is from the annotation of a GenBank genome assembly.